GUGUGUUCUGGAGUUUGGGAAUGUGUUUUGUGUUAUUUUUGUUUGAGCAGGUAUUUGUGAUGAUAGAUCUUGAGAAGAUCUUUCCGAUGCAACAAGAAUCGCUUCAAUCGGAGCAAGAACGCGAAAGCUAUGAAGAUUCAAAGUUCAUGAGCUUGCGUUACAAUUGCGGCGGUUACAAAGUGAAGUUGUGGGGUGACUCUAUAUGGAAUUGGGACCUUUGGGGUUGGGGAAAUUUGUCACUCUACUGUAACAGCUGCAAAUUGGUUGGGAACUACCAAGCUAGGUUGGCAAGGGUGGCCAACUUGGAUGGAUUGGUUGGGAAGGGACAAAUGUCAAAGUUGGGGUUCCUAUAGGGAGGGAAUCUUUGUGCUUGUGGGGUUUCCUUGAGCGAUAUUAAGGACAUUGAGAGGAGUAUACAGAAGUGUGAAGACCCUUCUAGACCCACCAUGGCGUGUGGGUGUGCCUAAGUGGUGUUCUAAAGGUUGGAUGUGACUUCCGCUAAGGGGAAAUUCUGCCGAAAUUUCGUGGGCGCCAACACUUGUGAAAAUAUCGAGGGAGCUGAGUGUGGACAGCAAAGGGGAGCUGAAAUUCGUCAUUUCUCAAGGAGAAGAUGAAUGAGAGAGGAGGAGACGCUAAUGGAAGAGGAGCUCCCAACACUCUCCCGAUGGUGAUCAUGCUCGAGAAGGAACUUGCUGCCAUCUUCAUGCGACCAGGGGACGAUGUGAAGCCGGUCCUUGACAAGAUCAAGGACACCUAUGCAAGGAUGGCAGCAGCGGCCAGCAGUGUUUCUCAGCUGCAGCAGCGCACCAAGAUCAUCUCGGUGUUGGACAACUCUUGGGACAACCUCAUCCCCACCCUCAACUCUCAGCAAGAUCAAUGGACACCUGAUCACAUGACCCCACGGGCAGAUUUGCUUGAUGAGGUAAAACCCCCUGGGAAGAUUAAGUAUGUGGCAGCAGCGUCCGGUGCUUUGCUCCCUAAGAGCAUGGCCGAAGUGACCUUUGGACCAACCAGCUGCCGUGCUAAGCUUGGGAAGAAGGUGCUGUGGAGUUUGGAAGAGGAGACCAGCUGCAUCAAGGACCUGUGGCAGCUGCCCAUCAUCCCUUGGAAUGGGAAGACUCCAACAGCAGCAACGGCAGCAGCGGCAAAGGCAACAGCAGGAGGAGAUGCAACUGCACCAACUGAUGGGGUUCUGGAAGCAGUCAAGAAAGUGCAGCAACAGCAGACACAUGGCGAGAUGCUUGCUGCUGUGAACAUGCUGAGGGCAUUUGGGUGCAUGGUGGUGUUUCAUGUGCCUCAGGAGAAAAGGGGGAAGUUGGAAGCUUCUGGAAGAUGGGGUGUGCACUUGGGGAUUGCAAAGGAUCAUAAGGGGUGGCUGCUAUGGGACUUGACCACCCAGAAGCUGACAGUGUCAAGGGAUGUGAAGUUUCUUGAGUCCCUGUACUACAAGGAAUGGAAGCAGCAGCAACAAAAGCUUCCAUCUACACCGCUAAUUGUGGAGGCAGAUGAGGUGCAGCGGCCUUCAAGACAGGUGGAGGUUGCAGUGUCUGAGGAGGAGAUGUCUGGGGUGUCUGAGGAAGGGGGAGCAGCUGAAGUGGAGCAGCAGCAGCAGCAUGAGUCUCCACCUCGAGUUCCACACCCGCCUGAGCGACCUAGGAGGGAUGUGCGCCCUCCGGUGAGGCUGACCUAUGGGGGAAGAGGCAAGCCGAAUGUGGUGCAGGCUGGGAGUGUGGUUGAGCAGAUUGAGGAAGAUGAGAUUGCAUUGUGCUAUUGGGCUACAAUUCCUCAGCCCAAGGUACUGACGCUAGCUUCAACUCAGUGAAAGCGGAUGGCACCAGCAUUGGGGGUUAUGUGUGCUUGCUAGGAGGUGGUGCUGUGAGCUGGCGCAACAAGAAGCAGAAUGAGUGAAGCUAGCCAAGAAUGCUUGUCUGCAUGGGCUGACAAAACACAUAAGGCCUAAGUGGCACUGGGUGAGGAGACUCCUUGAUAAGGAGGUGCGGCUGGAGAUAGUGAAGACCCAUCAGCAGGCAGCAGAUAUUUUUACUAAGCGUCUGACGGAGGCGGAUCAUUGGAAGGGCAUGAAGCUUGCUGGGAUGAGUGUGCAUUGAGUAUGCAUGCUUGAAAUGUUGGUAUGGUGGAUGAUGGUUGGCAGCCAGAGGGGGAGAUUGUUGUGUGAUGUCAUCAUAUGCUAUCACAUUCUGUCUGCCUCCCAUCCCUUGUUUCAAUUCGCAUGUAUGGUUUGACUCUGUGUGAAAGAAGUUGUGUGGUGUGUGUUCUGGAGUUUGGGAAUGUGUUUUGUGUUAUUUUUGUUUGAGCAGGUAUUUGUGAUGAUAGAUCUUGAGAAGAUCUUUCCGAUGCAACAAGAAUCGCUUCAAUCGGAGCAAGAACGCGAAAGCUAUGAAGAUUCAAAGUUCAUGAGCUUGCGUUACAAUUGCGGCGGUUACAAAGUGAAGUUGUGGGGUGACUCUAUAUGGAAUUGGGACCUUUGGGGUUGGGGAAAUUUGUCACUCUACUGUAACAGCUGCAAAUUGGUUGGGAACUACCAAGCUAGGUUGGCAAGGGUGGCCAACUUGGAUGGAUUGGUUGGGAAGGGACAAAUGUCAAAGUUGGGGUUCCUAUAGGGAGGGAAUCUUUGUGCUUGUGGGGUUUCCUUGGUUGGGGACUCUCUUGGGACCUUCCCUCUCAUCCCUCUCUUCUAUCCCGACCUUUCUCUUGCUC
Molecule: messenger RNA, 2718 nt
Organism: Closterium sp. NIES-67
Lineage: Eukaryota; Viridiplantae; Streptophyta; Zygnematophyceae; Desmidiales; Closteriaceae
Source: the annotation of a GenBank genome assembly